UGUACUCCGAACCGGCCCAGCGGUGGCCAAACCGGCCCGGGCACAACUACAAGGCGUGCGGUCGAAGAAAGAAAUUGAUGAAACGGCGGCUGAGGCCGCAAGCUUCUCACUGGCCGCAAGCAAACCGAACGAACCCAACCGAAGCGAGAGCUGAGCAAGGCAGAGGCGUCGUGACCGGCGAUGGAGCGGCUGCAGCGGAUCUUUGGCGCCUCCGGCAUGGGGCAGCCGCCGACGGACUCGCCGCUGCUCGAUUCCUCCGAGCAGGUCUACAUCUCCUCCCUAGCGCUUCUCAAGAUGCUCAAGCACGGGAGGGCUGGGGUGCCCAUGGAGGUCAUGGGCCUCAUGCUCGGCGAGUUCGUUGACGACUACACCGUCAGGGUCGUCGACGUCUUCGCCAUGCCGCAGAGCGGGACUGGUGUCAGCGUCGAGGCCGUCGACCACGUCUUCCAGACAAACAUGCUUGACAUGCUUAAGCAGACCGGCAGGCCAGAAAUGGUUGUAGGUUGGUAUCACUCACAUCCUGGCUUCGGAUGCUGGCUAUCAGGCGUCGAUAUCAAUACUCAGCAGAGUUUUGAAGCUUUGAACCCUAGAGCCGUUGCUGUUGUGAUAGACCCCAUCCAGAGUGUGAAGGGGAAGGUGGUUAUUGAUGCAUUCCGCCUCAUUAAUCCUCAGACCAUGAUGCUUGGCCAGGAGCCACGUCAGACAACAUCAAAUGUUGGGCACCUAAAUAAGCCAUCUAUUCAGGCUCUUAUCCAUGGGUUGAAUAGACACUACUAUUCAAUUGCAAUCAAUUACCGGAAAAAUGAGCUUGAGGAGAAAAUGCUGUUGAACUUGCACAAAAAGAAAUGGACCGAUGGGCUAAUUUUGAAGAGGUUUGACACUCACUCGAAAACCAACGAGCAGACUGUCCAGGAAAUGCUAAACCUAGCCAUAAAGUACAACAAGGCAGUGCAGGAGGAGGACGAACUGCCACCUGAGAAACUUGCGAUAGCAAAUGUGGGUCGGCAAGAUGCAAAAAAGCAUUUGGAAGAGCAUGUGUCGAAUUUGAUGUCAUCAAACAUAGUUCAGACCCUAGGAACCAUGCUCGACACGGUUGUCUUUUAGUCUACUAAUAAUAUUGUUGUCCCAAACUGAAACAUAGCCACACUAUGGAAGCAUGACACAUGCAAUGAGCUUGAGGCCAGAUACAUUUUGGUUCUAAGGUUUGUUUAUGAAUGGAUUUGUCUACAUUUCAUUGUCGUUAAACUUCCUGCCUUUUCUAUCAAAGCUUCAGUGCGUUCUAGUUAUGUUUAAGCCAAGGUGGCUCCAGAUGUCAGUUGGGAUGUCAUUGCCCUGGGAGAACUGUGUAAUGUGAUUAUGACCUGUGGCAGAUAACUUAUUUUGUUUCUUCUACAUGCA
This is a messenger RNA of Zea mays, 1398 nucleotides long. Its product is annotated as 26S proteasome non-ATPase regulatory subunit 14 homolog. The record is from RefSeq and is a predicted model, not a curated record. The transcript has 6 exons. Gene Ontology annotation, molecular function: metallopeptidase activity; protein binding. Bases 181 to 1104 code for a protein of 307 amino acids. NCBI's taxonomy places the organism in Eukaryota, Viridiplantae, Streptophyta, Magnoliopsida, Poales, Poaceae.